AUGUACCGGGAGGCCUUGGCCCCGGCGCUGCGCAAGGCCAACGCGAAGUCGCGGUCUUUCCUCAUUCUGGAGGACAACGACCCAACGGGCUACAAGGCCAAGCUCAGCAAAGAGGCUAAGGAGAAGGUGAAGUGCUAUCCCUUCCCCAAGCGCAGCCCGGACCUCAACCCCCUUGACUGCGGCUUCUGGUCCAUGAUCAAUAAGCGCCUGCGGGGCCAGGAGGCGAAGUUCCCGCCGUCCAAGAGGGAGAGCAGGGCCGCCUUCAUUCGGCGCCUGAAGCACACCAUCAUGCGGGUGAGCAAGGUUUGCCAGGUGCGCGCAGCGGACCCUUCCCGCGUCUUUCCCGUAGCCACGUCGGCCCAGGGCGCGCCGCAGGCGCAGGCAGCGCCCGCAGGCGCUGACUCCGGCGACGGGGUGCGCGCGCGCUCGUUGGGCACCAUGGCGGAGGAGGGGCGCCGCGCGGGGGCCGCGCCCCCGGCACGGCGGCUGCGGGGGAAGCAGUCGCCGCCUGACGGGGGCCUCGGUGCCAUCUGCGACCUCGCCAUCUCGGCGGAGUGGUGCAUCUCCGCCGCCGUCGCCGCGUUUCCAACGUCCGUCGACAACGACCCAACGGGCUACAAGGCCAAGCUCAGCAAAGAGGCUAAGGCGAGGGAGAAGGUGAAGUGCAUUCCCUUCCCCAAGCGCAGCCCAGACCUCAACCCCCUUGACUACGGCUUCUGGCCCAUGAUCACUAAGCGCCUGCGGGGCCAGGAGGCGAAGUUCCCGCCGUCCAAGAGGGAGAGCAGGGCCGCCUUCACUCGGCGCCUGAAGCGCACCAUCAUGCGGGUCGCCUCGGCCACCCUUGAGCCACUGGUGAAGUCCAUGAAGCGGCGCUGCACCGCGUUGCUGGCCGCGAAGGGCGCGGACUUCGAGGAGUGA
This is a messenger RNA of Prorocentrum cordatum, 918 nucleotides long. The record is from the annotation of a GenBank genome assembly. NCBI's taxonomy places the organism in Eukaryota, Dinophyceae, Prorocentrales, Prorocentraceae.